This is a messenger RNA of Silurus meridionalis, 2729 nucleotides long. RefSeq names its product cactin (gene cactin). Gene Ontology annotation, cellular component: spliceosomal complex; cytoplasm. Gene Ontology annotation, molecular function: protein binding. The transcript is spliced from 10 exons. The coding region runs from base 50 to 2644 and encodes 864 amino acids. The record is from RefSeq and is a predicted model, not a curated record. Gene Ontology annotation, biological process: mRNA cis splicing, via spliceosome; negative regulation of innate immune response. Lineage: Eukaryota; Metazoa; Chordata; Actinopteri; Siluriformes; Siluridae.
AUUUACGCGACACGGUACUGUCAGGACCCCAACGUCGACGCGAACAGACAUGGAGAAAUCGGCGGUCCAAAAAAACCCAAAACACCGGCGGUCCAAAUCUCGGUCUCGCUCUAGAGAAAGGAAUAAGAGUCGGGUGGUCAGAUCGCGAUCUAUGGAGGAUCGACACGGAAGAACACGGCAUGUAGAAAGUUCUCGUAGAAGAACGCGGUCAGGGAGCAGCGGGUCGAAAAGCAGCGGCGCUUCCAGAGAGCGGAGACACGGGGCAGCUGGCCGCUCGAGUGAUUCAGACAGCGGUAGCCGGGGGAGGAGACACCGCUCUCGGGGAGAGUCUAGAGAUAGAGACAGCGACGACCGCAGGAAAAAGAAACACAAGAAGAAGAGCGAAAGGAAGGAGAAACGUGAACACAAGCCGAGCAGAAGUUCAUCUCGUUCCAGCACAUGCUCCAGUGCGGAGAGACGCCAUGCCAGGGACGGAGACAGCAGUGACCGAGAGGGAAGGAGGAGACGGCGGAGCAGGAGCCUCAGCAGAGAGAGACGGAGGGAGCGCGAUGAGGAGAGGAGGAGAAGUAAAGGGAGGGAAAGGAUAAGUGAGGACAGGGAGUGGAACAGGAGGAGGAACGAACGUGAUGACAGCAGGGAGAGGCAGCAGAGGAGGAGGUCACCCUCAGCUUCCUCGGAAUCAUCCCGGUCUUCUGCUUCAGAGCAGGGUGACAAAAAAGAAGGGCAAGCUGCUCGGUCAGCCAGAGAGGAGCAAAAGAGGCAGAAGGAGAUGCUGAAGGCUUUGGAGACACCAGAAGAGAAAAGAGCUCGUCGACUGUCUAAAAAAGAGGCCAAAGAGAGGAAGAAGCGUGAGAAAAUGGGCUGGAGUGAGGAGUACAUGGGAUACACUAAUGCAGACAACCCUUUUGGAGACAAUAACCUUCUUGGCACCUUUAAAUGGCAAAAGGCUCUUGAGCUAAAGGGAAUAGGGCACUUGGGUGAAAAGGAUCUGAAGGAGAGAAACAAGCUCAUCCAGGAGGAGAAUCGCAGGGAGCUACAGAAGGUGAAGCAGUUGCGUCUGGAGCGAGAGAGGGAGAAGGCCAUGCGGGAGCAGGAGUUGGAGAUGCUGCAGAGAGAGAAGGAAUCCGAGCAUUUUAAAACCUGGGCAGAGCAAGAGGACAACUUUCAUCUGCAUCAGGCCAAGCUCAGAUCUAAAAUCCGCAUCCGAGAUGGUCGAGCCAAGCCCAUUGACCUGCUGGCCAAAUACAUCAGCGCUGAGGAUGAUGACCUGUCUGUAGAGAUGCACGAACCCUACACCUUCCUGAAUGGACUUACCGUCACAGACAUGGACGACCUGCUGGAGGACAUCAAGGUGUAUAUGGAGUUAGAACAGGGGAAGAAUGUGGAUUUUUGGAGAGACAUGACCACAAUCACAGAGGACGAGAUCAGCAAACUGCGUAAACUGGAAGCUUCAGGAAAAGGGCCAGGUGAUCGUCGUGAGGGUAUCAACACGUCAGUGAGUACAGACGUGCAGUCUGUGUUUAAAGGGAAGACAUACAGCCAGCUGCAAGCACUGCACAUGAACAUAGAAAAUAAGAUCCAGGCUGGAGGCUCGAACCUGGACAUCGGCUACUGGGAGAGCUUGAUGCAGCAGGUGCGGGUCUACAUGGCACGAGCAAGACUGAGAGAGAGGCAUCAGGACAUCCUCAGGCAGAAACUCUACAAGCUGAAGCAGGAGCAGGGGGUGGAAAGUGAACCACUCUUCCCCAUUAUCAAAGAGGAACCCGAGUCUGAGAAUCCAGUUACAAACACAGAGGAGCCUUCCAUAUCUCCUUCCUCACAGGCUGCUGCUGCUGAUUCACCGAAGCAACCAGGGGAAAGAAAAGCGCAGAAGAAAGAUGAUGGAGAUGAGAGACCAGGGCCGAGCUCCAGAGCUUCUGCAGAGAAGGAGGGAGGUGAAAGAGAAGGGGGCGAGGAGGGCGAGAAAAGUGGAGAAGUGGAAUCUGUGCUUACUGAGGAGGAUCUGAUCCAGCAGAGCCAGGCUGAGUACGACUCGGGCCGUUACAGUCCUGUGCUCCUGCAACCUUCCGAGCUCCCACUUGACACGCACGCUGUGGAUGUAGAGGAAGACCUCCAACGCUUACAACUUGCCCGCAGGCAGCUGCAGGUCACAGGCGACGCCAACGAGAGCGCAGAGGAUGCGUUUGUGCGCCGUGCGAAAGAGGGCAUGGGGGGUGACGAGGCCCAGUUUAGCGUGGAGAUGCCCCUGACUGGGAAAAUGUACAUGUGGGCAGACAAGUAUCGUCCACGUAAACCUCGCUUCUUCAAUCGCGUGCACACAGGCUUCGAGUGGAACAAGUACAACCAGACGCACUACGACUUUGACAACCCGCCACCCAAAAUUGUCCAGGGUUACAAGUUUAACAUCUUCUACCCAGACCUGAUCGACAAGCGCUCCACACCUCAGUACUUCCUGGAGCCGAGCCCGGACAACAAGGACUUUGGCAUCCUGCGUUUUCAUGCCGGGCCGCCAUAUGAGGACAUAGCAUUUAAGAUCGUCAACCGCGAAUGGGAAUACUCUCAUCGUCACGGCUUCCGCUGCCAGUUCGCCAAUGGCAUCUUCCAGCUGUGGUUUCAUUUUAAGCGUUAUCGCUACAGGAGAUAAGGGGCUGGGGCUUACAUUUAAAGAUGUGUACAAACAGUUAUGUAAUCGUUCUUUUAUUUUUGCACUAAUAAAAAUCUGUUCGUUA